AUGAGCUCCGACGGAAAGAUCGAUGUCGAAAAGGCCACACGCUUUGGUGGUGGUCAGUCUGAAGUAUUGGUCGGAGAGGUCAGGGACAUCAAGAACGCUGAUGCUGCGCUGGAAUUUCUUCGAGACGGCGGGGAUGUCACACCUAUGACAGCGGAGGAUGAGCGCCUCUUAAAGCGCAAGAUUGACUGGCGAAUCGUUCCCCUCAUGUUUGCGUGUUACAUUCUCCAGUAUCUUGACAAAACCUUGAUCAACUACGCGAACGUCAUGGGGCUGCAGAGCGACACGAAUAUCACUGGCGAUCAAUACUCCCAACUGGCCAUGAUAUUCUACGUCAGCUAUCUAGCAUUCGAGUUCCCUCACGCUUGGGGCAUGCAGAGAUUCCCAACGGCAAAAUACAUUGGGAUUAUGGUCUGCAUGUGGGGUACGGUGUUGGCAACUACAUCAGCCUGCCACAACUGGGCCGGGCUAGUUGUGACGAGAGUCCUUCUAGGCGUUUUUGAGAGUGCUGUUGCCCCUUCACUCAUCGUCAUUACGACCAUGUGGUACAAACGUCAAGAACAGCCUCCUAGGAUGGGCAUCUGGUAUCUCGGCACUGGUGGCGGCACCAUCGUCGGCUCCCUCAUUUCUUUCGGUUUUCAGCACUACCACAGCUCCGGCUUUACCUCAUGGCAGAUCAUGUUUCUCAUCUGCGGCUUGAUCACCAUUGCUAUCGGUAUCACGGUAAUUCUGAUUCUUCCGGAUAAUCCGAUGAGCGCACGCUUCCUCUCCCGCGAGGAGAAAAUUUGGUCUAUCGAGCGAUUAAGAAGCAACCAGACUGGCAUCGAAAACAAGCGAUUCAAGCGCGAGCAGGCGAUCGAGUGUUUCACAGACCCACAAACCUAUCUUUUGGCGCUCAUCACCAUUGCUUCAAAUGUGCCCAAUGGAGCCGUCUCCUCGUUUCAGGCCACCAUUAUCAAGGGGUUUGGGUACACAUCUAAGGAGACUGCACUUCUAUCUAUCCCUUCAGGUGCAGUCAGUAUCGUCUCGAUUCUAGCGGCUACCAACGUGGCAGGGAGAUUCAAUCAAAGAGCUAUCAACAUUAUUUGCCUUCUGAUACCCGGUGUCAUCGGAGCUGCGCUGAUGGCUUUCCUACCAGAGGACAGUAAAGCUGGUAAACUGAUUGGAAACUAUAUGACGAAUUGCAUUGGGGCAACUUUGCCUUUGUUAUAUUCUCUUGUUGGUGCCAACUACGCCGGUCACACCAAGAAGGUCACCAUGAACGCCACUUUGCUCAUCUGUUUCUGUGUUGGUAACAUUAUCGGACCCUUGACAUUCACGGCUGAGUCUGCGCCAGGAUACCUCCCAGCCAAAACAGCAAUCAUCGUAACCUGCGGGUUGGCGAUGAUGUUCACGUUGAUGCUAAGGUACUAUUACAUAUGGGAAAAUAAGCGACGGGAUAAAUUUGUUCAAGCAGGAGAGCUUAGCCACUUGAAGGAUGUCGAGUUCAGCGAUAUGACUGAUCGUAUGAACAAGGAGUUUAGAUACACCCUUUGA
Colletotrichum abscissum is the source of this 1533-nucleotide messenger RNA. RefSeq names its product major facilitator superfamily transporter. Lineage: Eukaryota; Fungi; Ascomycota; Sordariomycetes; Glomerellales; Glomerellaceae. The coding region runs from base 1 to 1533 and encodes 510 amino acids. Gene Ontology annotation, cellular component: membrane. Gene Ontology annotation, biological process: transmembrane transport. The transcript is spliced from 3 exons. The record is from RefSeq and is a predicted model, not a curated record. Gene Ontology annotation, molecular function: transmembrane transporter activity.